GAAAAGCAACCUUGGCAAGCGAACGUGACUUUCAUAGCUUUCUUGAAAAAUUCGAUAGAAUUUCAGGAAAAUCGGAGUUAAUUGACUUGACUGACUAUGUUCUAUAAUCCAAAUAUUUCACUAACAAGCUUCUUAUUCAACGCACCAAUCAUAAUUGACUGCCAAAAAUAUUGUACAACUACUAAAGAAUGAUGAAGGCCAUCCUAUCGUUCCUUUUUGUUGCCUUCAUGGCAACUGUAUCUGGCUCUGCAUACAUCCAUACCCGGUGCAAUACCGACUCGGAUUGCUCGGAACAGUCUUAUUGCUCUUCGGAUAUGUACUGCGACCCAUGCAUUAAUUGCGAAGCAACGUUCAAACGUCAACCACUGGAAUUGGCCAGCUGCGCCAGAGUCGAUGAGGAUUGUGGUAACUGCUUGACUGGGUAUCAAGCUGAAGAGUUGCAUGGUCAGCGUCACAGCAUGAAAUGUUACAAACCUUCGGCCAAACCCAUUUCGUCAGAGGAGCCCAGUUCAAAUUUAGACAGUACCAACAUUUUGACUAUUUUCGGAGUUUCACUGUUAAUAAGUUGCUUCUUGGCCAUGGCACUGUUUGCUUACUUCUCCAAAAGCAUUAGACAUCUGUUUGCGGGAUCAAGAACAACCAGGACGGGAAUCGAAUUGGACAACAGAAAUCUUCCGGCACCAGAUUUGCCACAAGAUCAAGCUAGAAGCCACGAUGGUAUUAACGAGACUGAUCAACUGAUUGAUUCGAUUCAGGCACCUAACGAAUUGAACGUACAAGUUGAGGAAAAUCAUCUCAGCGGCGCCAUUCCCAUCGGCCCAUUUCACACAGAUGAUGACACACUAUCAGAAGCUAUUCAACACACCGUUUCACUUAUAGAAAACAUUAAUUAUGGAAGCAAUCAAGAAGCGAAUGACGGUCCAAGAGAAAUGCUAACUGCAAUGAGUGAACUCAGCCCUCCGAACAAUACAUCGCAAACGCAGCCAUUACCUGUAAAUGACGAGCACAUUAUGGUGGUACCUAUACCUGCUGAGACACCUGAUUCUCGAGAUCCAAAUGAUGAGCAACCCAGGGGAAGGCAACGGAAUGAAACGGGCGAAUCACUGGAAUUCGUUUUGGCCGUGGGUAUAAAACUCAAUCGUCAAACAGAGUGCUGGACAAAGAACAGUUAAUCGAUUAGAAACAAAUGUUAGGCCUAUCUUGAUUUCCAAUCAUGUUUUGUAUUAAUUGAUUAAUCAUGUUCUUCUAUCAAAUGGAAACUAAUUAUUUUAAUCCGCAUUUACGUCUUUAUUUUUUAGCAAUUGCAUUUAAGGGUCCUAGAAAUAGAGAGCAUUGCGUGUACGAUACAAAUGAUUCAAACGUGUUAAA
Molecule: messenger RNA, 1368 nt
Organism: Daphnia carinata
Lineage: Eukaryota; Metazoa; Arthropoda; Branchiopoda; Diplostraca; Daphniidae
Exons: 5
Coding region: 189-1172 (327 amino acids)
Source: RefSeq, a predicted model, not a curated record